AUGAAAUAUCGAUAUUGUCAGAAAAUGUUGUUUUUGAUUGGUGCUUUAAUGGCAAAUGUCGCCAUUAACAUGACUAGCCAAACGCACGAAUGUCAUCUACACGCAGAUAAUGGAACAAAUGAACAAGAAAGUUUUGUGAACAACAUUUUUAGCCUUUUAAACAAAACAAGAAGUGAAUUAAGACAGCAAAUAUGUUUGAUACAACGUAUAAUUCUUCCAUUAUUUGUUUUUAUUUCUGGUUUAUCUUUUUUUGCAGCGGUCUCAGUUUUACAUAGUAGUAAUAAUUUCUGGUUUGGAUCACUGUUUUUUAUCAUUUUUCUUAUAUUAAUCUUUUAUGAUAUCAAAAUUUUUAUUUUGCUAGUAGAUUUAAAAAAAGGCUUAAAGGAUGAUUAUUAA
Vairimorpha ceranae is the source of this 396-nucleotide messenger RNA. RefSeq lists its product as hypothetical. The record is from RefSeq and is a predicted model, not a curated record. The transcript has a single exon. The coding region runs from base 1 to 396 and encodes 131 amino acids. NCBI's taxonomy places the organism in Eukaryota, Fungi, Microsporidia, Nosematidae.